GGGAUAUGUAGUUUAUCAUCUUCGCUCUGCUUCCUCGUCUGACUGCACGUAGACCCGCGGCGAGCAGAGAAUCAGGUCAAGAGCUGGGAGAAGGUGGUCGUGGUUUCUAGCAGCAAAGAAGGUGGAAAAGGCACUUAAUGAAGACUAAUGCAGCUGCUUUUCACAUGAUGUCACUAAAAGGGUUGUGUAGCUGUGGAUGAUCAUCAGAGCAGCAGGAUUUCAGCAUCUCAACUUGCACUGAGACUGAAGAUCUCUCCUGGGGGGAACAAAACAAAAAAGUACAGAUUCACUGAUGAGAAUAAAUGUAGACAUUUCAAAGGAUGAUUCUUUUUGGCUAAUUGUUCACAACUGUGUUACAUUGGCCACCUCCAAGCUCUUACGUUCCAGAAGCCCAUGAGCUGUCAGACUGCUGUAGGAUACCUACAGGGCUAGCAGUAAUGAAGUAGUGGAUUCCUAAUUACCAGGAUUACAAACACUUCCUUGAAUUUGUUCCUGUAACAAACCAGCAAGGUGGACAUGGCUAGUCUCGUUAGCAGCUUGAUCAUACUAUUUCUUAUUUUUCAAGACAGCUGUUACAGUUUCAGGAGCCCUCUAUCUGUCUUUAAGAGGUAUCAGGAAUCAACCAGACCUCUUUCCAAUGACUGCUUGGGGACAACGCGGCCUGUUGUGUCUCCUGGCUCCUCAGACUAUACUCUGGAUAUACGAAUGCCCGGGGUAACACCAACGGAGUCUGACACCUAUCUGUGCAAGGCGUACCGGUUGCCAGUGGAUGAUGAAUCCUAUGUAGUUGACUUCAGGCCUCAUGCCAGUAUGGAUACUGCGCACCACAUGCUUCUGUUUGGAUGUAACAUACCUUCUUCCACUGAAGAUUACUGGGACUGCAGUGCUGGGACAUGCGCAGACAAGUCAAGCAUCAUGUAUGCGUGGGCAAGAAAUGCGCCACCCACCAAACUUCCAAAAGGUGUUGGAUUCAGAGUCGGAGGGGAAGGGGGCAGUAAAUAUUUUGUGCUUCAGGUGCAUUAUGGGGAUGUUAGUGCUUUCCGCGAUAAACAUAAGGAUUGCACGGGGGUGACUGUGCAGAUAACCCCAGAGAAGCAGCCAUUGAUUGCCGGUAUUUAUCUCAUGAUGUCGGUGGACACUGUAAUCCCACCAGGAGAAAAAGCAGUUAAUGCAGAUAUUGCCUGUGCCUACAACAGACCCACAAUGCACCCGUUUGCCUACAGAGUUCACACUCAUCAUUUAGGUCAAGUGGUGAGCGGCUACAGAAUCAGACAUGGCAAGUGGACGUUAAUUGGUAGACAGAGCCCCCAGCUGCCGCAGGCAUUCUAUCCUAUAGAGCAUUCGCUUGAUGUUAGUGCUGGGGAUAUCUUAGCAGCCAGGUGUCUUUUUACUGGCGAAGGCAGAACAACAGAGACACGAAUUGGGGGUACAUCUAGUGAUGAAAUGUGCAACUUAUACAUCAUGUAUUACAUGGAUGCUGCACAUGCAAGUUCAUACAUGACAUGCAUACAGACUGGAGAUCCUGAGCUUUUCCAGGACAUUCCCCAGAUAGCAAACAUUCCUGUUCCUGUUAGCCCUGAAAUGAUGAUGAUGAUGGGACAUGGUCAUCAUCAUGAAGAACCAAAAGAACUAGAGGUGAAAACCGCUCUCCAGCAACCUAAAAGAGAAGAAGAGGAAGUAUUAGAUCAGGGUGACUUCUAUUCCCUCAUUUCCAAACUGCUAGGCGAAAGGGAAGAUGUUGUUCAUGUCCAUAAAUAUAACCCAACAGAUGUAAUAGAUUCCAAUCUUGUAGCAGAAAUUGCUAAUGUAGUUCACAAGAGACAGCCUGCCUGGUAUAUUUCCAGGCAAGUUUUAGAACAUAAUGAGAGGCCCAAUACUAUUUUGAACAGAGAUCGGAUUCACAAAUUUCACAAGUUAGAGUCCACAUUGAGACCACCAGGGAACACUCUUGAUCUGGCACAAGCUGCUAGAUCUGAUGGAGUGGGCAACUGGGAGAAUCAACGUCAAGGAGAUUUCCAUAUGGAAGAAGUCCUUGACUGGCCAGGAGUGAAUCUCAAAUUAGGACAAGUGUCGGGGCUAGCUCUGGAUAACAAUAAUAACUUGGUUAUUUUCCACAGAGGUGAUCAUGUUUGGGAUGGAAAUUCGUUUGAUAGGAAAUUUGUUUAUCAACAAAGAGGAAUUGGACCGAUAGAGGAUAGCACCAUACUUGUUGUUCACCCGAACACCUCAGCUAUUCUGAAGUCAACUGGCAAGAAUCUGUUUUAUUUGCCACAUGGAUUAACUGUUGAUAAAGAUGGAAAUUAUUGGGUGACGGAUGUUGCUCUUCAUCAGGUUUUCAAGCUGGGACCACAUGGUGAAGAGUCUCCGCUCUUGAUAUUGGGAAGGGCAUUUCAGCCAGGAAGUGACCGGAAGCACUUCUGUCAGCCCACUGAUGUUGCUGUGGAUCCAAUAACUGGUAACUUCUAUGUGGCCGAUGGCUACUGCAAUAGUCGAAUCAUGCAGUUCUCGCCCAACGGGAUGUUUAUCAUGCAGUGGGGAGAAGAAUCUUCAUCAGAUGCCAGACCUGGCCAGUUUCACAUCCCACACAGCCUGACCUUGGUCCCCGACUACGGGCAACUUUGUGUGGCAGACAGAGAAAACGGCCGGAUCCAGUGCUUUCACUCUGAAACUGGGCAUUUUGUGAAAGAAAUCAAACACAGGAAAUUUGGAAGAGAAUUGUUUGCUGUCUCUUAUGCAGAUGGACUAUUGUAUGCCGUUAACGGAAAGCCUUACUUUGAAGACUUGCCACCGGUGCAAGGGUUUGCAAUGAACUUUUCCAGUGGAGAAAUUAUAGAUACAUUUAUUCCUGCCAGAAAGAGCUUCGACAUGCCUCACGACAUUGUUGCCUCAGAUGAUGGAACGGUAUAUGUUGGAGAUGCACACGCCAACGCCGUGUGGAAGUUCACUCCUUCGGAAAAAGCAGAACAUCGAUCAGUGAAAAAGGCCGGCAUAGCAGUAGAAGAAAUAACAGAAACAGAAAUAAUUGAAACACACGUUAAAAGCAGACCCAAAAUAAAUAAAUCAUCAACUACCGAGGAGCAUGUACAAGAAAAGCAGAGUGUUGUGGAGCACAGCGGUGCCGGGGUGUCUCUGGUUCUGAUUAUCACCCUCUUAAUUAUCCCCAUCGUGGUGCUCAUCGCCAUUGCAAUAUUCAUCCGCUGGAGGAAAGUCAGAGUUUACGGAGGUGAAGCCGAACACAAAUCAGAAUCGACUUCAGGAGGAAUUUUAGGAAAACUCAGAGGCAAAGGAAGUGGAGGCCUCAACUUAGGGACAUUCUUUGCAAGUCACAAAGGCUACAGUAGGAAAGGCUUUGACAGACUUAGUACAGAGGGAAGUGAUCAAGAAAAGGAUGACGACGAUGCCUCGGACUCAGAAGAGGAAUAUUCCGCACCUCCUAUCCCACCACCAGCGGUGUCUUCCUCCUGAAACAGACGACUGACUGCUUCCGCCCAACCUUUUGUCCUUUAGCACGUUUGAAAUUGUGUAUUUAAUUGUAACUACUGUACUAGUCUCUGUGGGCAGUACAAGUGCCAUGGUUUUCUUUCCUUUUUGUUAUUAUGAGUGCUGUUGUAGUCUUUACGUGAACAUUCAAAAAUAUCAUUUUGUUAUCACUAUAUGAAGCUUACAUGGACUAAAUAAUUAAUUAUUUCCGGUUAAAAGGGAACUUUUUUUCCAUUGUUAUGGCCUUCCUCAGCUUUUUCCAAUAGCACUUUAAUUGCCAACUAUGUAUGCUUUUCAUGCCUUUAAAAGUCACAAAAAACUGCAGUACCAAGAUGUGUGCCACAUAGAUACAAAGCUGCUAAAUCUCUUCUAUUUUUUUAAAUUCACAAUAUGAUAUAGCGUCCAAGAAUAGAUGGACAAGAAAAAAAAAGAUAAAACUAUUUAAUGUUAUUCUUUUUUUGUUAUGGUGUUAUUGGGAUGUAUUAUUUUUAGAUGUUUAGAACACUAUUUUCAGAACCUGAAUGUAAUUUGUGUAAUAAAGUGUUCGCAGAGCA
Molecule: messenger RNA, 4034 nt
Organism: Spea bombifrons (plains spadefoot toad)
Lineage: Eukaryota; Metazoa; Chordata; Amphibia; Anura; Pelobatidae
Gene: PAM
Product: peptidylglycine alpha-amidating monooxygenase
Exons: 26
Coding region: 517-3465 (982 amino acids)
Biological process (GO): peptide metabolic process
Cellular component (GO): extracellular region; membrane
Molecular function (GO): protein binding; copper ion binding; peptidylglycine monooxygenase activity
Source: RefSeq, a predicted model, not a curated record